This is a messenger RNA of Ilex paraguariensis (yerba mate), 1106 nucleotides long. NCBI's taxonomy places the organism in Eukaryota, Viridiplantae, Streptophyta, Magnoliopsida, Aquifoliales, Aquifoliaceae. The record is from the annotation of a GenBank genome assembly.
UCUCUCUCUCUCACACACACACAGGAGGAGUUAACUUUAGAAGAAAGAAUAUGCUUCCAUUCCAAGGCUACUAUGGCCUUCAGAGCCUUACAAAUCUACAUGGACUAGCUGAAGAACCAAAGUCUAUGAAGAAGCAGUUGGACGGUGGAGUACUUUCAAACUCGAGCUCAGGAUCGAAGUCCCCAAGAAAGAAAUCAGAAGAAUCAUCCAAGAAACACGCCAUUGCCGAGCAGAAACGCAGAGAACGAAUCAACCUCCAUUACAACAGACUCCGCCAACUCUUCCCUCACCUUUCCAAAAGUGAUAAGGCUUCAGUGCUGACAGAGACGGUCCGGCACAUGAAGGAGCUGAGGAAGAAGGUGGCCAAUCACGGUGUGCUGCGUCAGGAUCGCGACCGAUGCUGUAGCGGCGGUUCGGUAUCAUGGCCGUUCUUUUUACCCAGCGAGAAUGACGAGGCCACGGUAAGUUACUGUGAGGAAGAUGAGGGCAGAAUGGUAAAGGCAACGGUCUGUUGCGAGGAUAGGCCGGGGCUGAACCGCGACUUGACGGAGGCUAUCCGGUCUGUUCGGGGGAGAGCGGUGAGGGCGGAAAUGGCGACUAUUGGAGGGCGGACCAAGGCGGUGGUGGUUGUGCAGUGGAGGGAAGAAGAAGGUGGUGGUGGAGUAGAGGAAGAUGUUGGGACGUUGAAAAAGUCCUUGAAGGCUGUGGUGGAUAAUCGGGCUUUAGGAUGUUCUGGGCUUGUGGACCAAGUUCUACCUUGUACGAAAUGGGCCAUGAUUUGACUGGUGCGGUCAGUGACGUGAGUGGUAAUGGUUUGUCAUUGAGAAGUGUCUGAUUAUCACUUAUUAUCUUCUACGAGGUGAAAUAUAGUCGAUCUUAACCCCAUGUAAUAUUCAUUUAAAAUUGAAUGUUAUAGAUUAGAGACCACGUUAACAAAAUACUAAUAUGAGGCACACAAAUGAGGCUGAACCCUAAAGGUCUUAUGUUUCCUAUUUGUUUGAUGGUAAGAAGUUCAAUCGAUUUCCGGGAUCCUCUCGUUUUGAUUGAUUCUUUUUUACUAUGAGAAUCUCUUGUAAUCCUUCCAAACGAUUGAAUUGAAUUAGUCG